ACGUUCGGCCCUCCUCUCCUCCUUCCUUUUGGCCAUUGGGAACCAAAAACAAAAAUCAUGGGAGCAUGAUGCAAUCACCAUCUAUAUCUGCUUUGGAGAAGCCAAUGGAUGGAAUUUGUGCUCCACUGGGUGAUGAGAAUUAAAGCUUGGAUUGUGUAGCAGGGAAUGUAUAGCACAGAGCUGAGAUGUGAUGAGAUGGAGAAGAGGGGAGGGAAAAAAGGCGAGAUUUUUAUACCUACCUUGUGAGCACCAGCCUAUUGCCUGUCAAGCUUCCUGAUUAAGAGAUACCUUCCUCCUGGGAUUACCGAACCAUUACCUUCUUUCCUUUCUUCCCCGUCUCUCCCUUUCUUUUCUCGCUCUAGAUAGUUUGGUUUGGCCUCUUCUCUCCUCUCUCCUGAUGCGCGUCGCCAUCAGCAUAAUGCCGGCGGUGCUGUUGCUGUCUGCAAAGGUGUCGGGGAUGCACGCGCGGUGGUGGUAGGCGGCCAAAGAAGUUUUCUUGGGGUUGGGGGGGAGGGGGAGGGAGAGGAGUCCGGCGGGGUGGGCGGGCUGGCAUGAAGGACUUGGUGUCGUGCUUCAGCGAGCACGCCGUGCGGAUCUCUGACGUCGCGUGCUCCGGCGGCGCAAAUGCGGGGGCGGCGGCCGCCUGCGCGGCGGCAGGUGUGGCGGGGGGCGGCGAUGGUGGUGGUGGUGGCGUGGGGAGGGCGGCGGUGAGCGCGGUGACGAGCGUGUACAGGUCGCGGCUCUCGGCGUCCGGGAAGGAUUUGGUGAUCGACGUGACGUGGUCGCGGGCGCCCGACGGGCCGGCGCUCUCCGUCGCCGUCCACGACGCGGCGGCGGCGUCGUCGAGGCUUCGGGCCGGCGGGGCCGCCGCCGCGGCGCCGAGGCACCUGCACAGGAGGAAGGGGAGCGGGACGUUCACCGCCGGGAGCUGCGUGGUGGGCGUGUUCUGGGACUUCGCGGCGGCGCGGUACGCGGCGGGGCCCGAGCCGGUGUCCGGGUUCUACGUCGCCGUCGUCGCCGACGCCGAGUUCGUCCUCCUGCUCGGCGACAUGAGCCGCGGGUACGUGGAGCGGUUGCACGGCGGGAUACCGAUCGCCGGGUCACGGAUGGCGCGGCGGCGGGAGCGGUUCGUCGGGUGCGGGUGCUGGUCCACGAGAGCGCGGUUCCUUGAUUCCGGCGCCGAGCACGAGAUCGUCGUCGCGCUGGACGGCGAUGCGGAGGCGUGGGUGACCGUCGACGGGCGGAAGGUGGUGCAGCUGCGGCGGCUGCGGUGGAACUUCCGCGGCAGCCACACCCUCUUCCUCGACGGCGGCGCGCCGGUGGACAUGACGUGGGACCUCCACGGCUGGCUCUUCCACGCGGUCGACCCCUCGCCGGCCUCCUCCUGCGCCGUGUUCACGUUCCAGACGCGCGGCGCGUCGGAGACAAAGUUCUGGAUAGAGGACGACGGCGACGCCGAUGCCGACGACGAGCUGGAAAAAUCUCAGCCACCGGCAGCGCCGCGCGGUCACAGACAGAAGCUAGCCGGCGGCGGCGGUGGCGGCGCGCCGUCAGGGCAGGGUUUCUGCCUGCUGAUCCAAGGUUUCAGGAGCUCAUCCAAGAUCAUCGCUUGAUCUGUAAAUGCCAUGAGAGAUCUGCCAUUCUUUCUCACUUCUUCUUCUUGCUUGCUUACUUUGCUUGUGAAUUUAGGAUCAAAAUUCGAUGAUGGGUUGGUGCUAAUUCUUACUGAUUAAUCCGAUGCAUGACAGGAGUGUGAAAUGUAGGAGUAGGAGUUGGAAGGUUGACAUAUACAGUACAACGGGUUGUGUGUUUCGUUUUGGUUUGCUGUCGUCGCCGUGCAGAUUUAAGACAUGAUGACUGUAACAAUGUUCUAAUUUGCAGAGAAUACACCAAAAGGUUGCAACUUUUUAC
This is a messenger RNA of Oryza brachyantha (malo sina), 1911 nucleotides long. RefSeq lists its product as uncharacterized. Bases 552 to 1613 code for a protein of 353 amino acids. The transcript has a single exon. Lineage: Eukaryota; Viridiplantae; Streptophyta; Magnoliopsida; Poales; Poaceae. The record is from RefSeq and is a predicted model, not a curated record.